AUCAAACACAAUCCCUGAUCUUCAUCUGCUUCAAUUUCUCUUCUCUCACUCUCACCAACAAAAAAAAAGUCACACCUAACCACUUUAAUCUUGAAUUCACAUACUGUGAGAGGGAGAGAGAUCUAGAGAGAAAGAGUUGUAGAGAAUUAUUGAGAUGGCACUGGCAAAAGAAAUUAUGGGUUCUAGUGUGAUGGAGAGGUGUUCAUUUGUAGCUUCGUCAAAAGUUGUUUUGAAUCAUAGGCAGAAGCAAUUAGUGUUGAUUCCUUUGGAGAAAAGAAGGGUACAACAAGUAAAAAAGGUAGUCAGAGGUCCUCUUGUCACUGUGGCGGCCAUUAGUGAGGAUGUGGUCAGAGCAGUGCCUGAAAAGGCAGUGAAAUUCAAGGUUAGAGCAGUGGUGACUGUGAGGAACAAGCACAAGGAAGACUUGAAGGAGACACUUGUAAAACAUUUGGAUGCUCUCACCGACAUGAUCGGAAGGAAUGUUGUGUUGCAGCUUGUUAGCACCGAUAUGGAUCCAAAAACGAAAGCCCCAAAGAAGAGCAAUGAAGCCGUGCUGAAGGACUGGUCAAAGAAAUCGAACUUGAAAACAGAGAGGGUAAACUACAUAGCAGAGUUCACAGUGGAGUCGAAUUUUGGGAAACCAGGGGCAAUCACAGUGAUCAACAAACACCAGAAGGAGUUCUUCAUGGAAAGCAUUACAAUUGAAGGAUUUGCAUGUGGUCCACUCCAUUUCCCCUGCAAUUCAUGGGUCCAAUCUAUCAAAGAUCAUCCUGGAAAAAGAAUAUUCUUCUCCAAUCAGCCAUAUCUGCCUAGCGAGACACCGGCAGGGUUGAGAGCACUAAGGGAGAAGGAACUGAGGGAUUUGAGGGGUGAUGGCAAAGAUGUCAGAAACUUAUCUGAUAGGAUCUAUGAUUUCGAUAUAUACAAUGAUUUGGGAAAUCCAGAUAAGGGAAUUGAGUUUGCUCGCCCCAUUCUUGGAGGUCCAAAUAUCGCAUACCCAAGGCGCUGCCGUACCGGACGUCUUCCCACUGAUACUGAUAUGCUUGCAGAGAGCCGUGUGGAGAAGCCAAAUCCAAUGUACGUACCUAGGGAUGAACAAUUUGAAGAGUCAAAGCAAAACGCAUUCUCUGCAGGAAGGCUAAAAGCAGUGCUUCAUAACUUAAUACCAUCCCUAAUGGCCAACAUAUCAGCCAACAACCAUGAUUUCAAGGGCUUCUCUGACAUUGACAGCCUUUACAGUGAAGGCCUACUCCUCAAAUUGGGCCUCCAAGAUGAACUCCUGAAGAAACUCCCUUUGCCCAAAGUGGUUGGCAAGAUCCAAGAAUCCAGCAAAGGCGAUCUUCUCAAAUACAACACUCCCAAGAUAGUUUCUAAGGACAAGUAUGCAUGGCUGAGAGAUGAUGAAUUUGCUCGGCAAGCAAUAGCAGGGAUUAACCCCGUUAACAUAGAGAGGCUUAAGGCAUUCCCACCUGUGAGCAAGCUUGACCCCCAAAUCUACGGUCCUCAGGAAUCUGCUCUCAAAGAAGAACACAUUCUUGGCUAUCUCAAUGGAAUGACUGUACAACAGGCAUUGGAUGAAAAUAAACUAUACAUGGUGGACUACCAUGACGUCUAUCUUCCAUUUCUUGAUCGCAUCAAUGCACUUGAUGGCCGCAAAACUUAUGCCACACGUACCUUAUUUUUUUUGACCCCAGUAGGCACUCUUAGGCCCAUAGCUAUCGAGCUUAGUCUUCCACCUGCUGGACCCAGUACUCGUUCAAAGCGUGUGGUCACACCCGCAGUUGAUGCCACCACCAACUGGAUUUGGCAGCUCGCCAAAGCCCAUGUCGGCUCCAAUGAUGCCGGCGUUCACCAACUCGUUAACCACUGGUUGCGUACCCAUGCCAGCGUGGAACCGUUUAUACUGGCAGCACACAGGCAAUUGAGUGCAAUGCACCCCAUAUUUAAGCUUCUUGACCCGCACAUGAGAUACACACUAGAGAUCAAUGCGUUGGCUCGCCAAAACCUAGUCAAUGCCGAUGGUGUGAUUGAGUCUUGCUUCACUCCUGGUCGAUACUGCAUGGAGAUUAGUGCAGUCGCCUACAAGAAUUUCUGGCGCUUUGAUCUCGAAGGCCUUCCAGCUGAUCUCAUUCGAAGGGGUAUGGCUGUAGCGGACCCCACACAACCACAUGGAGUGAAGCUACUAAUUGAGGACUACCCUUAUGCAUCUGAUGGGCUCCUGAUCUGGUCCGCCAUACAGAAAUGGGUUCAAACUUAUGUGAACCGUUACUACCCAGAUUCAAGCCUAGUCUGCAAUGACAAAGAGCUCCAAGCCUGGUACGCUGAGUCCAUAAAUGUGGGUCAUGCUGAUCUCCGCCAUGAAUCCUGGUGGCCCACACUCGCAACCCCUGAUGAUCUCUCCUCUAUCCUCACUACCAUCAUCUGGCUCGCCUCCGCUCAACACGCAGCCCUCAACUUUGGACAGUACCCCUACGGCGGCUACGUCCCCAACCGCCCAACCCUGAUGCGUCGAUUAAUUCCCGAGGAGGGAGACCCUGAAUAUGCCAUAUUGGUCGCUGACCCACAAAAAUAUUAUUUCUCAUCAUUGCCAAGUUUGUUGCAAGCGACCAAGUUUAUGGCCGUGGUUGACACGCUCUCGACUCACUCUCCAGACGAGGAGUACCUUGGAGAGCGACACCAGCCAUCGAUUUGGUCCGGUGAUGCAGAUAUCAUAGAAGCAUUUUACGGGUUCUCAGCUGAGAUCAGACGAGUAGAGAGAGAGAUUGAGAAAAGGAACAGUGAUCCGAAACUGAGGAAUAGGUGUGGAGCCGGGGUGUUACCGUAUGAGCUUCUUGCACCGAGUUCUGAGCCUGGGGUAACAUGUAGAGGUGUCCCCAAUAGUGUGUCCAUAUGAUAUUAUGAGGAGAGUCCAAAUUAGGCUCGUAACAUAGGCAUAGACAGGCGUUACCUUUAUGAUUAAUCUUUCACUAUUUCCUCAUAUAUUUUUGCAUAUGUAAAUCCUGGAUGGACAAAUGUGCUCUCAGUAGCUUAGUGAUGUAUAUGCAUAGAAGUAAUUCCAAGAAUAUUAUUUGUAUUAUAUAUCAAAUACCCAUAUCAGUUAUUAGUGAGUUGAAAGUUUUAUUUGGUUUGCCAAUUCA
Messenger RNA from Camellia sinensis, 3137 nucleotides. Its product is annotated as linoleate 13S-lipoxygenase 3-1, chloroplastic. Lineage: Eukaryota; Viridiplantae; Streptophyta; Magnoliopsida; Ericales; Theaceae. The record is from RefSeq and is a predicted model, not a curated record. Gene Ontology annotation, molecular function: oxidoreductase activity, acting on single donors with incorporation of molecular oxygen, incorporation of two atoms of oxygen; metal ion binding; protein binding. Gene Ontology annotation, biological process: lipid oxidation.